Mercurialis annua (annual mercury) is the source of this 3558-nucleotide messenger RNA. Its product is annotated as kinesin-like protein KIN-7E. Gene Ontology annotation, biological process: microtubule-based movement. The transcript has 16 exons. Bases 532 to 3339 code for a protein of 935 amino acids. The record is from RefSeq and is a predicted model, not a curated record. Gene Ontology annotation, molecular function: microtubule binding; microtubule motor activity; ATP binding. NCBI's taxonomy places the organism in Eukaryota, Viridiplantae, Streptophyta, Magnoliopsida, Malpighiales, Euphorbiaceae.
UGCAUCACAUAUAACCACCACACGGCACCACCACCGCUCCUCUCCGCUCCUUCAACACAGAGCGAAGCAAAAAAAAAGGUAGAACCAAACACUGCCUUAGUAUUUUUUCCUCUGUGUCUAUGAGAGUUGAGAGAGACUGAGAAGAAGAGAGAUCGCGGUGAAGCUCGAGAUUUGAGGUUAUAGCAGUAAGAAAACAAGCACAUUCAGUCUCAGAUCAGAGCAGGAAGAACAGAGAAAACGACGCCGUUUUUGGUACCUUGAGGUGGGAAGGAGAAGAAAAAAUGACGCUGUUACCUACUACUGAUUGCUAGCUACCCUUAUCUCCAAGUGCAUUGCUUAAGGGGUGAACUGUGUUCACCAACUGUUACUCGAAACGUCAACGUUUUACUUGGAGAUAAGGCCAGAGUAUAACGAUGGACCUACUGCUGUCUUUUUUUAGCCAAAUGUAACUGCUUUGGUUCUAACAGCCAAAACUGUCUUAUAUUUUAGGAAAGCAAGGCCAACUAGAAGUCCAAAGGUUCAGUUUGAGAAAUGGGGUCGAUUGGAGGGGCAGAGCUUCCAAAGAUGGAGAAGAUGCAAUUGCCAAGUGCCCGUGAAGAAAAGAUUCUUGUUUUGGUGAGGUUGAGGCCCUUGAGUGACAAGGAGAUUUUGGCUGAUGAAGUUGCUGAUUGGGAAUGCAUCAAUGACACCACCAUCUUAUACCGGAAUACCCUUCGUGAAGGUUCCACAUUUCCAUCUGCCUAUACUUUUGACAGAGUAUUUCGCGGUGACAGCGCUACGAGACAACUAUAUGAUGAAGGAGCAAAGGAAGUUGCUCUUUCAGUUGUCAAUGGUAUCAACUCAAGUAUCUUUGCGUAUGGGCAAACAAGCAGUGGAAAGACAUACACCAUGAUGGGAAUAACAGAGUAUACAGUAGCAGAUAUAUUUGAAUAUAUACAUACGCAUGAAGAGAGAGCAUUUGUUUUGAAAUUCUCUGCAAUUGAGAUAUACAAUGAAGCUAUUAGAGAUCUCCUCAGUGCAGAUUCUACUCCUCUUAGAUUGCUAGAUGAUACAGAGAAAGGGACCGUUGUGGAGAAAGUUACAGAAGAAACACUUAAGGAUUGGAAUCAUCUACAGGAGCUCCUUUCUGUUUGUGAAGCUCAAAGACGGAUUGGAGAGACCUCACUAAAUGAAAAAAGCUCCAGAUCUCAUCAAAUUCUUAGAUUGACGAUUGAAAGUUCCGCUCAUGAAUUCUUAGGCAAAGAAAAUUCAACUACUUUAGCAGCAACUGUAAAUUUUGUUGAUUUGGCAGGAAGUGAGCGUGCAUCUCAGUCAUUAUCUACUGGGGCUAGAUUGAAGGAAGGUUGCCACAUAAACCGCAGUUUACUGACUUUGAGCACUGUUAUUCGUAAGCUAAGCAAGGGGAGACAUGGACACAUCAAUUACAGAGAUUCUAAGCUAACACGGUUACUGCAGCCUGCUUUGGGUGGCAAUGCUAGAACUGCUAUUAUCUGUACACUGAGCCCUGCACGGAGCCAUGUUGAGCAGACUAGAAAUACUCUUAUGUUUGCUUGUUGUGCAAAAGAAGUUACAAACAAAGCUCAGGUUAAUGUAGUCAUGUCCGAUAAGGCACUGGUUAAGCAAUUGCAGAAAGAGUUGGCGAGGUUGGAAAGUGAGUUGAGAAGUCCUGUGCCUUCUUCCUUAACCUAUGAUUAUGCUGCAUUACUUAGAAAGAAGGACCUUCAAAUACAAAAGAUGGAGAAGGAGAUGCGAGACUUGACAAAGCAACGGGAUCUUGCUGAAUCUCGAAUUGAGGAUUUACUGCGAAUGAUUGGAAAGGAGCAAACUUCAAGAAAUGGGGCCGUGACUAGUCACCGUCCUAAUCACCAAGCGAGGGAUACGUGGGAAGAUCAAUGUUCAGGAUCAGAAUCUUCAGGUAUUGCUGAUCAACAUUAUCCAUAUGGAGGUCUCAGAAAAUUCAACAUGAACCAUUAUGAUGGAGAUAGCGGGAGCAACAUGGAGGAACCAUACCACCUUCCGGAAAAUGAGGAAGAUGAUUCCGUCUCUGAUGCAACCUCAUCUUUGAUGUCAAUUGGAAAGAAGAUUUUUAGAUCAAAUUCAGGUGAGAGUACUGCAGUUGGACCGGCAGAGGAUGCUGAUGACUACUGCAGGGAAGUUCAAUGUAUUGAAAUAGAUGAGACAAGAAGGGAGAAUUACUAUGAACCCAAUUCCAGAAGAUUGGCUAUUACAAUGAUGGGGGAUGGUACUGCAGCAGGUCAGGAAUUAUCAACUGUAGCAAAUAGACAGAGGGAAGUGAACCGCAUCCAAAAUGGUUUCACAUAUGACAUGUUGGAUCAGAGAAUGCAUCAAGCUUCUACAGAAUCCUCAGCAGCUGACAUGUCAAGUUCUCCGAGCAUUAAGUUAACAAGGAGCUGGAGUCGUCGAGAGAAUCCCGUCAGCACCCCACCAAAUGGCAUUGAGAAAAACUUUACUGGGAGGCCAGAAAGCGUUCGAAGGAUUUUUCCUCCACUAAGUUAUGGUGACAAUACUGAAAUGUUAUCAAGAAAUGGUUCUCAGUCUUCUCUGGGUAGUGCGUAUACUGAAGAUUUCGGAACUCAGAGCAUCCAAGCUUUGGGCGAAGAGGAUAUACCUAGCGUUCAAAAUUUUGUUGAAGGAUUGAAGGAGAUGGCGGCCAAACAGGCGUAUGAGAAGCAAAUAGUUGACACUGACAGUCAGGAGACGAAUCGUACAUCUGAUAAUUUCGUAAAGGAUGCAAAAGAUGUUGGAUUAGAUCCAAUGUUUGAUGCUGUGGCAACUUCUAGCGAUUGGUCUUUGAUAUUCGAGAGUCAGCGGAGGGAGAUAUUUGAACUUUGGCAGACAUGCAAUGUUUCCUUGGUUCAUAGAACAUACUUCUUUUUGCUCAUUAAAGGUGACCCAACAGAUUCCAUAUACAUGGAAGUGGAGCUUAGAAGACUUUCCUUCCUCAAGGAAACAUUUUCUCAAAGCAGUCAAUCUGUAGGAGGUGGUCGAACAAUUACAUAUGCAUCAAGCAUCAAGGCCCUUCAUAGGGAAAGGGGAACGCUAAGCAAGCUAAUGCAAAAGAGAUUAUCAGAAGAAGAGAGAAAGAGAAUCUACCAGAAAUGGGGAAUCGGAUUGAACUCGAAACGGAGAAGACUACAAUUAUCUAGCCGCUUGUGGAGCAACACAAAGGAUAUCAACCACAUCACUGAGAGUGCAGCCAUAGUUGCAAAGCUGGUGAAGUUUGUAGAACAGGGACAAGGUCUGAAGGAAAUGUUCGGACUCAGCUUCACACCGCCGAGCUCAAGACGGAGGUCGUUGGGUUGGACAUACAGCAAUUAGACUCUAGCGUAAUCGUGCUGCAUUUGGAAAGUUUUACGAGUAGAACUGUGAUUUAUUAAAUUAGGUAGGUCAGAAUAUAGAAUUCUUUACAGGUCCGGAAACUGAGAUUGUUAGAUUUGUAAAAAGUUGUCGUAGCUUGUCUAAUGUUAAAAGUUCGAGUCGGUUUUGUUCAUUACGCUAUUUUUAAUGAAAAACGAUAGAUAGGUGGUGAGUUUGUGA